Messenger RNA from Echinococcus granulosus, 2832 nucleotides. RefSeq names its product Feline leukemia virus subgroup C receptor-related protein. The record is from RefSeq and is a predicted model, not a curated record. The transcript is spliced from 23 exons. Gene Ontology annotation, molecular function: heme transmembrane transporter activity; heme binding; small GTPase binding. NCBI's taxonomy places the organism in Eukaryota, Metazoa, Platyhelminthes, Cestoda, Cyclophyllidea, Taeniidae. Gene Ontology annotation, biological process: heme export; intracellular protein transport; transmembrane transport. Gene Ontology annotation, cellular component: membrane. The coding region runs from base 1 to 2832 and encodes 943 amino acids.
AUGCCUACGCCUCUGACUCACACAGCGUAUCGAUCACCUCCCCAAGAGGAGAAAAUCAAUAUCUCUCUGUAUAGACACCGAAAGCCCAAAAUGAAGUCCGCUACCAUAGCUACGACCUUCAUUUUUCCCAAUAAAACGUAUUUAACUUGCAUUUUUGCGAAGACGCAGCCAAUGCGAGCAGCAAGAGGGCAGUCUAAGAACAAAGGACCACAACAAAACGGCAGCCUAGUGCCACCUCUGGACGCCAAUGCAAACCCCGCCCUAGAUGUCAAUCUGGGUCGCUUCAGCGAGGAGGAGCGUGAAGCGAUACUCACGGUGGUAAAGCGAGAUUUAGAAAUUCGGUGUAUGGAGAAGUAUCGACUGAAAAAAAUUCGAAGCGGACUACUUCAGGAGGACAGUCAAGCACCGCUUUCGUUGCCAGGGUCAGCUAACGCCUGCACCAUAUGUAGAGGCCGAUUCAUAAUCUUCCUCAAUCCCCGCGUGACCUGCAGCCUCUGCCGUCGUGAAGUUUGCAGACGCUGUACCAAGGCGUAUAACGGUGAAAUGCUCUGUCGUAUCUGUUCUCAUGAUAUUUUCUACAGAGCGGUAAAGUGCCCGUGGUUUUACGACAGCUCCCCCGACAAACUCUGCGGUCACGCCUCCGACACUAUCGUCAAGAGUUUGUUCAAGGACAAUCUGCCUGUCCUAAAUGGCCUAACCGAAGAACAGUUGCACAAAGCCCUAUCCAACUACCUCAAACCGGACAGAGAAACGUAUGUUAAUGGAGUCGUCAUCACAUUAGAGGUGAUGCUAAGAAUUGAAAAUGAGCAGAUCAGGACAUUUACAAAACGGUAUCAGGAGGUCCGCAGCACUGCUGUCAAUGCUCUUAACAAAGUUAGAGGCACUGCAAUGAAGAAUGGUCAGGAGGACUCUGAAAAGGAAGUUGAUCGCAUCACAUCGCAAUUCCUACAGCAGACAAGGGAAGCACUGCGGAAGUUACUUCAGAUGCUCUGCAUUACUGAGGAAAAAUAUAAACUGUCGGUACACAAUUCAAGGCAGGUGAAUACCGCUACCCGGGUGUUGGAGAUAACGCAAAAACAGGUGGAACAGUUGGUGGGACACAAAAUACAGAUUCCCGAUGAAUAUACCAACGUAGAGGUGGAGGAGGAUUUGGAAUCUUUUGUGGCAAGUGUUGCUAGUGGCCCCGAGGAAUUUUUUGCAAAUGUUCUACUAGAAGAUUUGACAAAGGCCAUGCGAAACUCUAUAUCCCAUGGAAGAAAUUCAAGAGCUCCUCUAAGCAGUGACCAACAGGGCAAGGACGUGGCGAUUGCCUGGCUCUCGAUGCUCUACAUGCUGGUCUAUAUUCCCAUGAUCUUCCCAGCUACCUGGUUGCUCAACCACUACGGUCUACGUGUGAGUAUCCUAAUCGGGGCGACGCUGAACAUGCUGGGUGCAUGGAUUAAAUGUCUUUCCAUGGAGCUAUCACAACCCACUUCCUCUCCCGCCUCCAACGCCUCCUUCCCCCUCCUCAUGGUGGCUCAGCUGGUGUGCGCACUGGGCCAGGUGUUCCUCCUUGGAGUGCCCGCUCAACUCGCCGCCACGUGGUUCAGCAAGUCAGAACUCGCAAUGGCCACUGCUAUCGGCGUUGGCUGCGCAUUGGGCUUCGGUCUGCCUCCCUUGAUGGUACCUGCUGUCACAAGCUCUACCGGGGUGGCGGAUUUUGAGGACUUCCGAAAGGGUUUUCGCAUUAUGUUCUAUGGCGGAGCCGCAAUCAUGUCUUUUGACCUCCUACUUGUGGCCAUUUUUUUCAAGGAGGAGCCGGAGAUUGCACCCAGUCGAGCGCAGUACAAACGGAUUUUGCAACGCCGUGCUCAAUUGGCAGGUGACAAACCGGACGAAGCUGACUUUGCCCCUGCCUUUGACCAUGAGAGCUCCGUUUUGACUGCGGAGGAGUCGGUACUGGUUAAUCAGAGCUACUUCCACCAAGUAGCGCAUUCCUUCAAAUGUGUCAGCUUCAUCUACCUCAACAUCUGCUAUGGUGUGAACACGGGUGUGUACUACGAAAUUGGAACCCUUCUGAACAGCAUUGUCGCAGAGUUUUUCCCGACUGCACAGGGAGCACGAAUGGAGUUGCCAAAUCUUGAAAGGUGCGUCAAGAAAUCGCCUUCCGGAGUGAAACAAAUCAACGUCGUAAAGGAUGGCCGAAUUGAAGCGAUUUCCACUGGUGACCAAUUCUGCACUUCUCCGGGUUCAGAAGACGUUGAAGGCAGUGAUGAGCUGUCCCUGAAUUUGAGUUCUGAGACGGAGCAAGUAGCUAUCGGAUGGAUCGGGUUCAGCAUGGUGAUUGCGGGACUGGUCGGUUCGAUCGUUGCAGGGGUGGUGCUCAAGAAGACUGGCUUGUACAGGCUCGUCUUGAUCAUCUUCUACUUCCUCAGUGUGAUCAGUAUGGGAGCCUUUAUGGGAAGCCUUUACAGCAACCUAAUUGGCACCGUCUUCCUCACUAUGAUCCUCCUUGGCUUCUUCCAAUCCGGUUUUCUGCCCCUUGGAUUUGAAUACGCGGCAGAAAUCACCUACCCCAUCGAUGAGGGUCUCACCUCAGGAAUUCUCAAUACUUCAGCUCAUAUAUUUGGCAUCAUCCUAACCCAAGUCGCAACUGCUAUGAUCGGCAACUACGGCGCCCUCCCGACAAACAUUUUUAUCCUCGUCUGCAUGGUAAUUGCCGGUGUGCCUGCCUGUUUCAUGAAAGACGAUCUCAAACGCCAACGUGCUCAUGAAAAGAUGCGCGUUGAAGUGGAGGCCAAUUCUGGUGACGAAUUUAAGUACUCCAGUAUCAGCAAAACCAAGGAUGUCUAG